Molecule: messenger RNA, 816 nt
Organism: Ambispora leptoticha
Lineage: Eukaryota; Fungi; Glomeromycota; Glomeromycetes; Archaeosporales; Ambisporaceae
Source: the annotation of a GenBank genome assembly
AUGCCACCAAUCCGCGAAACUCAAACCCAAAGUUUAUUAAGAUAUUCGCCUAUAAAUGCACAAACAUUGAGAGAGAACACUCUUAGCAAGCUCAAAAACUUGUAUUAUGGAAUAAAAAACUAUUUUUCCGAGUGGAAUAAUGAUUUUUUAAAUGACGAUUUUCAACAACUACAACAAGGGGGUCUAAGAAUGCCCGUCGUCCCGGGUGCCUUUCCCGAUUCGACGCGUCAAAGAUACCUUCAGAAGAAAUACGUGGAAAAAUGGAAAGCUCACAUCAUGAAGAAUAGAAAGAUCGAAGAGAUAUACAAUAGUUAUUGUGAAAGGAAAGCGAUUUCCAUGAGACAUAAAAUAUUUACUAGAUGGUUAGAUGCAACCGAUGAGGCGCAGCGUCAAAGACGCAUAAGGCGUAUGAGACGUGUAAAAUUUAGCGCGAAUGAAGAAGAUCUCCCACCAACGGGAAUCAUGAAAAAAUAUGGCCGAGAAAGUUCCCGGGAUUACCAAAAAUUCAAAUGUCGCUUCAAUGAAACCAUACAAGCCUGCGAAUACGAGCAGGUCUCAGACGAUCAAAUUAAAUACGUGAGCAUAAUCGGCGAAGAUAAUGUAGAACCUACCGAGGAGGUCGAAGAAACUGAACUUGAAAAGUACAUGAGAAAAUACGACAAGCCUCGAGAAUUAACGGAGAUUGAGAAAGUUGCAAAUUGGUGGGAGUUUAAGUAUCUGCAGUUCGCAAAGAGGCGACCAAUUCAUAUGCGGGCAUUGCAACAAUAUCGAGCGAACGAAGAGCCGAAUGAACUUCUAUUAAAGGCGCUUAUUUGA